This is a messenger RNA of Lentinula edodes (shiitake mushroom), 927 nucleotides long. RefSeq lists its product as uncharacterized. The record is from RefSeq and is a predicted model, not a curated record. Bases 161 to 784 code for a protein of 207 amino acids. NCBI's taxonomy places the organism in Eukaryota, Fungi, Basidiomycota, Agaricomycetes, Agaricales, Omphalotaceae. The transcript is spliced from 4 exons.
CCUUCGGGCAACAUUCGGUACAUUGCGAGAUAUUCUCUGAAGCUAUGUAUAAAAGAGUACCUACUUCCCCCCAUCCGAAUCCUCAGAGCUGGUCUCUAGAGCAUUAGUACCGUGCACUUCAAAUCCGAUAUUUUCGCUCAAGCUAUCUUUACCUACCACGAUGGUCAAUUCACGCAUCAUUCUUACCGCCAUUCUCGCUGCCGGGACUGUCGUACUCGCUAUCCCUGUUGCCCCCACGGGCGUCACCGGUAUCGGGAUAACUGAAGGCACCCUUCCUCCUCCUUCAGAAGGCGAUGCCAAAGGAGUUUCUGCACCGGGUGGAUCACAUCCUGGAGUCGGGGACACACAGGUCGGACUCAGUGAACCCAACUUGUUUGAAACUACGGCCGCACAAGGACAAGUUACAUCUGCUGAAGGCAGGUCUGGCCCAAAGCAAUUAAGGUCAUUCGAUCGUCGUGGCCCCAACGAAUCGGCGAUAGAAUUAGCUUGGCAAAGGCUGAACGUUGUCAAGAACUACAGCCCACUGCACGAAAAUUACCAGAAGAUGGUGGAACAGGACGAAAAGAUUAUGAAAGCAUACAGUGCUACGGUUGAGGAAACACAGAGUGCAAUUGAAAAUGGCAACAAAAUAGUCCACCUCAGUCUCAUUAUUGAGCAUUUUGUGCAGAAGAACGGUCCGAAAGGUAAAACUAAUUCCGAAAUACUUGGACAAAUCCGCGAGGGUUUCAAGAAUGGGGAGGACGUGGACAAGCUCUGGGGACUUGCAGUACAAGGAGCCAAGUAGACCCACUCGCACCUUGGUCAUCCUAUGGCAGUGACUCCAAUUUGAAGCUAGAGUAUGGCAGGAUGUAUUUAGCUGAACGUCUGAUUAAAUUCAGUGAAUAUGUAAACGUAUGCAAGAGCACUUCUCUAUAUACUUGCCCUUCG